CUGGAUUGUGGAGAGGUGCCCUAGCAGAGGGAUGCCUGCCACAGCCCAGGCACGCCACAGAGGGUCGGAGCUCAGUGUAUGCAUGGGUUUGCCUGUCUUCAGAAAAGAAUAGCAGAAGGAUUUAUCGGGAGCCAUCAUGGGCUCUGUGAAUUCCAGAGGUCACAAGGCAGAGGCCCAGGUGGUAAUGAUGGGCCUUGACUCUGCUGGCAAGACCACAAUCCUGUACAAACUGAAAGGAAACCAGCAGGUGGAUACCCUACCCACUGUUGGUUUUAAUGUAGAGCCUCUUGAGGCUCCUGGACAUGUGUCACUGACUCUCUGGGACAUUGGGGGACAGACUCAGCUCAGGGCUACCUGGAAGGACUACCUGGAAGGCAUUGACCUCCUUGUGUACGUGCUGGACAGCACAGAUGAAGCCCGUUUGCCUGAGGCGGUGGCUGAGCUCAAGGAAGUCCUGGAAGACCCCAACAUGGCCAGCGUCCCUUUCUUGGUACUGGCCAACAAGCAGGAGGCUCCUGAUGCUCUACCGUUACUUGAAAUCAGAAACAGGCUGGGCCUGGAAAGGUUCCAAGACCAUUGCUGGGAGCUGCGGGCUUGCAGUGCGCUCACAGGUCAGGGGCUGCAGGAAGCCCUGCAGAGCCUGCUGCAUUUGCUGAAGUCCUGA
Arvicanthis niloticus (Nile rat) is the source of this 664-nucleotide messenger RNA. It is a transcript of the gene Arl11, whose product is annotated as ARF like GTPase 11. Gene Ontology annotation, molecular function: GTPase activity; GTP binding. Lineage: Eukaryota; Metazoa; Chordata; Mammalia; Rodentia; Muridae. The record is from RefSeq and is a predicted model, not a curated record.